UCCUGCCGCGAGCGCGGCCAUUUCUACUUCGUCCGUGCGACUUUCCGGCAGUGCGGAGCGCUGCUCCUCUGACGUCGUGGGUGCUUCUUAAGGGGAAGCGAGACCGCGGAAGCGCAGCUAUGACCGAGGCUGAUGUGAACCCGAAGGCCUACCCUCUCGCAGACGCCCACCUCACCAAAAAGCUCUUGGACCUCGUGCAGCAGUCAUGUAACUACAAGCAGCUUCGGAAAGGAGCCAACGAGGCCACCAAAACCCUCAACAGAGGCAUCUCCGAGUUCAUCGUGAUGGCCGCCGACGCAGAGCCCCUGGAGAUCAUCCUGCACCUCCCGCUGCUGUGCGAAGACAAGAACGUGCCCUACGUGUUCGUGCGCUCCAAGCAGGCGCUGGGGCGGGCCUGUGGGGUCUCCAGGCCCGUCAUCGCGUGUUCCGUCACCAUCAAAGAGGGCUCGCAGCUGAAGCAGCAGAUCCAGUCCAUCCAGCAGUCUAUUGAAAGGCUCUUGGUCUAAACGGGUGGCAUCCGCCACGCUCUGCCACGGCGCCUCCCUCUAGGUUGUGUAUUAUAUUGUCUGUGUUAACGUGUAGUAUUUUCCAGCCACCUUACAUUGUUAUAUUGUUCUGGUAAAUCUAGUGUUUGCAUUUUUUAUUACUUUUUCUGUCUUGCAGGUUGUCACCCACCCCUGCCCUAAAUCUCCCCUUCCACCUUCUCUCUGCCACCUUUCUCCUCUUGUGGAAAGUGAACUAAGGCCCCCUGCAGGUGGGAGCAGAGCGGGGACGCCAUUCAGAGGCAGGGACGAGCCAGGAUGGAGAUCUGGUCCCAGCUCUCGGGCACGGACCCCUUUCUGUGUGCGGGCGUGGUGAAGUAAACACCACCCGCGUGGCUUCCCUCAUGCCGGCGUGCGGAGUCAUUCCGUGUGCAUCUGAAUGGUCUAGGGGGCUCCUGUGCUCUCCAGGGAUCGUGUGUCAUUCGGGGAGGAAGCAUGUGUUCUGUGAGGUUUCCAGUUGUGCGCCCACACGGCGUCUGCUCAUGAACCCCGGCUGUUCGCCUUUGGUGAUGUGAUGUUACGCCGGUCUGCCCCCGCCCCCAGCUGUGCCCCUGAGGGUGGCGGGGCAGCAGCACACCAGAGAGGUGUGUGCUGCUAAAAUCCAGGCGUGGCCUGUGCUAGGUAGAUGGGCCGUUGACCCAGGUCUUAAAGGAGCCCAGAAUGACAAGAGAAAACAGGAUCAACUGGUCCUGGAAUGAAGGAUUCUGGGCAAGACUCGGAGACCUGGAAGCUACGACAGAGAUAACGGAAGGAAUCCAAGGAAGCGUCCUCUCUGGCGAAUGGAGAGUUCUUCAGUGGACGCUUGGCACCUGCUGUGAGAGCCCUUACCCCGUUUCCUGCCAUGAUGUGGGUCAGAUGUAUGUGUCUUUAUCACAUUAGAAGGACAGUGCUAAUGUAUCAUUCUUACGAGAGUCCCAGUAAAGAGAUAUAUUCAUA
Phyllostomus discolor (pale spear-nosed bat) is the source of this 1478-nucleotide messenger RNA. It is a transcript of the gene SNU13, whose product is annotated as small nuclear ribonucleoprotein 13. The record is from RefSeq and is a predicted model, not a curated record. Bases 120 to 506 code for a protein of 128 amino acids. Lineage: Eukaryota; Metazoa; Chordata; Mammalia; Chiroptera; Phyllostomidae. Gene Ontology annotation, biological process: mRNA splicing, via spliceosome; ribosome biogenesis; maturation of SSU-rRNA. Gene Ontology annotation, molecular function: RNA binding. The transcript has 3 exons. Gene Ontology annotation, cellular component: precatalytic spliceosome; small-subunit processome; nucleolus.